This is a messenger RNA of Aspergillus campestris IBT 28561, 612 nucleotides long. RefSeq names its product protein transporter TIM23. Gene Ontology annotation, biological process: protein import into mitochondrial matrix. The record is from RefSeq and is a predicted model, not a curated record. Lineage: Eukaryota; Fungi; Ascomycota; Eurotiomycetes; Eurotiales; Aspergillaceae. Bases 1 to 612 code for a protein of 203 amino acids. Gene Ontology annotation, molecular function: transmembrane protein transporter activity. Gene Ontology annotation, cellular component: TIM23 mitochondrial import inner membrane translocase complex; mitochondrial inner membrane. The transcript is spliced from 2 exons.
AUGGCCAUCUGGGAUUCCUUGAGCGGUCGCAAACAACCCCAGGGCUCUGAGCCCUUGGAUCAGACCCAAGAUGCUCAAUCUUUCCUCUCAGAGAUCUCCCUUCCGGAUCCCACCCAGCUCCAUCCUCUCUCUGGCUUGAACCAGGAUACCCUCGACUACAUUACGCUUGAAGAUUCCAGCCUCGACGAACUCCCCGGCUCGCGAUCCGUUCUCCCGUCUCGCGGUUGGUCCGACGACCUGUGUUACGGUGCCGGCACGACCUACCUCUCCGCGUUGACUCUCGGAGGUGUAUGGGGAAUGGCUGAAGGACUCAAGAAGACGCCCGUGACUGCGCCUCCCAAGAUUCGGUUGAACGGCGUCUUGAACUCGGUAACGCGGCGAGGACCCUUCCUUGGCAACUCCGCCGGCGUGGUUGCUAUGGUAUACAACUGUUUCAACUCUGGUCUCGGAUACGCACGAGGCAAGCACGAUGCUGCGAACAGCAUCGUCGCCGGUGCGCUCAGCGGAAUGCUGUUCAAGAGCACCCGUGGACUGAAGCCCAUGGCGAUCUCUGGCGGUAUAGUCGCUGGCAUUGCGGGAGGCUGGACCGUCAUCAGCAGGGCGCUCCUGUAA